UCUUGCACGGUUCGGUUCGUUUGGUUUGGAACGUAUCAAAAUCGCGUUCGAAAGUGCUUUAUUUUUGCUAAUUUGUGUUCUUUUUCACGCGUAGUCUGUUCGUUAUUUGUCAGUGCACGAGAAGUAUUCUAUUAUUCAGGAAUUGCUGUAGAAAAAUCGGUUUACGGAAAAUGUAAAUUGAAAACUGUGAAUACGCUAUUUUUUAAGGAAGAAUCUCAAAAGUUGUCAUAAACGAGGGACCCGAUAAUUUUAGCAAACCAUCGAUGUGUGCAACCGAACGGGAAAGCUAAAAUGCGAAACAUCACCUCGAAUUGCCACGAACAUGGCACUGUGAAAUAGCAGAGCUAGGUAUCGGUUUGUUGUCUACCUGUGCCCAGUUACUAUUUUGUUAGUGAAAAAGAGAGUUCGACUGCAGGAAAAUAUGAAAAUAAUACGUAUGUGCUUUUCCCCGUGGUAAACGAUACUUGCCUCCUCAGCUGUGUGUAGUUCCUGUACCUCUUUUCGCGCAAAGGGUGGUCUGCCGUGUGCUUUGUUCCAGUGAAACGAGAGCUGCUUUCUGCCAGCGGAAUACAAGAAAUUCAGCCCCAACAGAGGCAGCCGCCAGAGAGUGCCCCACAGCGGAAUCAAAACUGCGAUACAGAAGAGGGCUGACUGCUCCAGCAACUAACCAACAACGCCGCCGCAGCAGUAAAUCUAUGCUAAUGACGAGUGAUCAUGAAAACUGCAAUGAUGUAGAACGUGAGUUUGCAAAAUGUGCAUAUCCAAAGUGCAACGGCAGCUUCAGUAGUGGCAGCAGCAAGUGGCAUCGCUGCACCCCGGCCGUGUUUGUGUGAAUUCAGAAAAUUAUUCACGAACCAGCAGCGAAAGGCAGAACCAGUUUUCCUGCACCGCAUUAUCAAUUUCCAUCCCGCGAGUGCAUGUGUGUAGAAGAUAUAUACACAUAGUUUUUCGUAAUAUAAUUUCAUCUUUCGGAAUGAACGUCUUGUGUUUGCUUCGCGUAUGUGUUCUCGCUGGUUAACUCGAUGUGUGCGUUGCAGUGUACGUGUCGACCCUGCACUAUCGUCCCGCGUUUCCUAUCAGCAACGAGUGGUGGUCUCUAAGUGAAUGCGAGAAACUAAAGAUAAAUGACUGAUCGAAAAUUGCCAAUUAGUUUGUCGGACCACAGCGAGUUCGGAAUCAAUCACGGAGCUGGCAGCAUCAUCGGUGCCGGGGUCGGGAGCGGCAGCAGCAUUGGCCUGACAGUCGGUGGCGCUGGAAGCUUAGGGAUUGGCGGCAUCGGUGGCUCGUCCGUAGCGUCCGUGGCCGGAGUUGGCGGCAGCAGCGGGAAUGUCAGCAGCAAGCAUGCCAUUGCACGUCUGAAGCACACCAAUUCUCUCACUGCCGGUAUCCCGCCGGAAUUGUACGACAAGGGCAACCGAUUGUCGCAUUCCAGUGAUACCAGCCAAACGGACACGAUGACGUCGGUAACCAGUUCGUCGCUCGACUCGGACGAGGUUGACCUGUCCGGUCUGGUGGAAUCGGUAGUCGAUUCCGACGAGGAAGAUAUUGCCGAGAGUAUUGAUAGCAUGAGUGUGCGAGAUACCGUUCGGGAGUGUUUGGAAAAGGAUCCGAGCGAUCGUACGAUGGACGAUAUCGAGAUACUAUUGGAGUUUACGCAGAAGCUGAAGGCAUUCACCAACAUGACGUUCGCUGUGCGACGGGCACUGUGCUCGGUGAUGGUGUUUGCCGUGGUCGAAAAGGCCGGUACGAUUGUGAUGAAUGACGGGGAGGAGCUGGAUUCGUGGAGCGUUCUCAUAAACGGACAUGUAGAGAUUGAACAUAGCAAUGGUGAGAUGGAGUAUCUGCACAUCGGCGAUAGUUUCGGAAUUAUGCCGACGAUGGACAAGCUGUACCAUAGGGGAAUUAUGCGGACCAAAUGUGAUGAUUGUCAGUUUGUGUGUAUCACUCAGACGGAUUACUAUCGGAUACAGCAUCAAGGGGAGGAUAAUAUUAGGAAGAUAGAGGAGGAUGGCCAGGUUGUAAUGGUGACAGAGCUGAGAAACAGUUCUGGCGAAAAUGGUUCUAGGAAAGGUUACGUAGUUAUCCGGGGUACCGUUGAUCGGUUAACACAACAAUUGGUGGAAGAUACAACUCAAACGGAUCCCAACUACGUGGAAGAUUUCCUUUUAACUUUCCGAACGUUUAUUAGUGAUCCCAUCGAUGUUUCUAAACAGCUGUUGAAAUGGUUCAAUAUGGAUUCGACAGAUGAUGGAAGCGAACUGGUGGAUGCAAUACAUCAAGCGUCGGCUAAUGAUAUUUGCGAUCGAGUAACAAGAGUUGUGCUUCUCUGGGUGAACAACCAUUUUACCGAUUUUGACACCGAUCCACAAAUGAUGGAGUUUUUGGAAUUCUUCGAAUCCGCGCUCGAGAAGAAGAACAUGUUGGAACAGUUGAGGCUUUUGCAUGUGUAUGCUCAACAUAACGCCAGGGAGAGGAAUGUAACCUUGGCUAGAAGUUCGCGCGAUGAAGAUUUAAAUUUCCAAAUCUCUGGAGGACCGGGAGGAAUUUUCAUUACCAGGGUCGAACCCAAGACCAAAGCAUAUGAUGUGGGGUUGAAAAGAGGUGACCAGAUUUUAGAAGUAAAUGGGCAGAAUUUCGAGCAUAUCACCUGUGCUCGUGCAAUGGAACUGCUGAUGGGAACAACCCAUCUGAGUAUAACGGUUAAAAGCAAUCUAUGGGCGUUCAAAGGGAUGCUGUCUAAUGCCGAUGGCGACUCUAGCAAGCUUAAGAUCGACCUAAAAAAAGGACUGCGGGCAGAUCUGCUGCAAUCACAAAAGUCACUUGAUCUUGUCGAUAAAGCAGGCUUGUUUCCAACGCCUCAGUUCCUAAUGCCACUGCCGCUUAGAGAUGAUUAUGGGCGAAAGGAUUCUGGAGCUUCCACGCCGUCUUCAUCGCACAUGAACAACAAUAAGGGCAGUUUCAUGACACUCGGAGGCAAGAAACGACUUCAGAAGGCUUUGAUCAAAAUGAAUCUGCUGCCAAAGAAUAUAGUCUUCCAGGACGACAACAUUAACAAUAACAGCAGCAACAACAAUAACAGCAACUACGACAGUAGUGACCGGUCUUCCGGAAUUAGUGUUAAUUUUUCUUCGCAAGCAUCCUCCAUCUCGACAUCUUCGAUCACAACCGCCGACUCAGAUGAGACACCCCCCACAUCGACGUAUCAAAGCAAUCCGGAUUUAAGAGAACAACAUCCGCUUACGCCUGCUAAAACACUCUCAAUCGAUGCGAUUGUUCCUAAAAGUGGUACUCUCUACUACGAGGAGCUUCGUGCAAGUGACUACCCGGAACAUAUUCUCAAAGUGUACAAGUCAGACCAAACGUGCAAGUACCUUUUGGUGCACAAGGAAACAACGGCACACGAAGUGGUCAUGCUGGCUUUGCAAGAGUUUGGAAUUCAUGACCCAAGUUCGAACUUUUCUCUGUGCGAAGUGAGUGUCGGCGAAGGUGGUAUGAUAAAGCAAAGGCGGCUGCCGGAUCAGUUGCAAAACCUGGCCGAACGGAUUGGGUUGAGUUCGAGAUAUUAUUUGAAAACGAAUGGAAUCACCGAAACCCUCGUACCUGACGAUGUCGCUCCGGAGUUGAUCCGAGAAAGUGCGGUUCACUUCCUGCAGCUUAACGCCAACGAACUGGCAAUUCAGCUUACGUUACAAGAUUUCGCUAUCUUUCGGCAGAUCGAGUCCACCGAGUAUGUCGACGAUUUGUUUAGUUUAAAGAGCCGUUAUGGCAAGCCGAUGUUGGGCAAGUUUGCCGAGCUAGUCAAUAGGGAGAUGUUCUGGGUGGUGACGGAAGUUUGCAGCGAGCAUAAUAUGAUGCGACGGUGUAAAAUUAUUAAGCAAUUCAUCAAAAUAGCAAGGCAUUGCAAGGAAUGUAAGAAUUUUAACAGCUUGUUUGCAAUUAUCAGUGGAUUGGGCCAUGCGGCAGUUUCCCGACUGAGGCAAACUUGGGAGAAGCUACCUUCCAAAUAUCAGAAACUAUUUAAUGACCUACAAGAACUAAUGGAUCCCUCGCGAAAUAUGUCCAAAUACCGUCAGCUUAUACAGACAGAGCUUAACGCUCAACAACCUGUCAUUCCAUUUUACCCGGUUGUGAAGAAGGAUCUCACAUUUAUUCACCUGGGCAAUGAUUCCAAAAUCGAUAAUCUGAUAAAUUUCGAAAAGCUUCGCAUGAUUUCCAAGGAGGUUCGUACUUUGCUGCAGAUGUGCAACUCUCCGUAUGAUAUUCUUACAAUGCUCGAGCUGAAGUGUCAACCACCAAGUUCUGCGAUGGUAGCCCUGAACCAAAUGUCGGUUCCUUCCAGUGGAAAUCUGAUGAUGCCCCCGCCACCUGCUGUUCACAGCCAAACGGUGAAGCGGCGGAAAAAAUCUACGGCUGCUCCGAAUCCGAAGAAAAUGUUUGAAGAAGCUCAAAUGGUUCGAAGAGUAAAGGCAUAUUUGAACAACAUGAAAGUUACCACCGACGAGGAUGAAUUACAUAGACUAUCGCUAGAAUGCGAGCAGCAGGGCGGCAGUACGCCUAACAAUGUUCAGGUGAGAAAACGAUACCCAUCGCCAACGUUGUCUACCACUUCGAGUACCAGUUCGACUAGCGAGGGAAAAAAGGGGGCUUUGGGUCUCGGCAUGAGUAGCCUAUCGAUCGGAAGCUCCGGCAGUGGCAAUAGUGGUGCGCCAAAAUUUGGUGCCGCCUCACCUCAAGCGGUGAAAAAGUUACUCUCGCUUUCGGAACAAACUAAAACACGACCGCAUCAACCACGGCAUCCAUCGGUGGGUACCGUUUUGCCGCCUCCUCUGAACAGCAUACACCAUCACAAUCCGCUGGUGCAUCAUAACAAUCUGUCUCACUAUCACCACACCCAUCACACACCGUAUCAUCAUCAUGCAGGAAUUUCGAUAAGCCCUUCGCACGUGACCAGCGCUGGUCCAUGUUGUGUUGGCCCUGGCACUACCGGUGGAACCGGUGGUGGUAAUAUCGGAGUUCCACAUCAAUACCCUAGCGCCCACCCAAGCUAUGCAGUUUCCAGUGGGCUCCAUUUGUCCAACAUGCUUCCCAAUCCACCCAACUAUAACACCACUAUGUCGAUGUAUCCCAACGGGAGACCGGUAGUCAUGUCUAGCCGAUUAUUGGAGAGUUCUGUGGACUCCUCUAGUCAACUGCCACCUCCGAUGGAACUGCCACCGGAGAGCAGCUCAUUCCGUAGUCCACCGAACUAUGCAGCGCAAGCAGCCCAUCGUCGCAUCAACGCCAACAGUACGGUUAUGUCCUCGUUCCCUACGUCUCAUCAAAACUUUGGUUCUUCUUCGCGCAUCAUUGCCGCCGUCGGAAUAUCACCUAUCACGCCAAGCUACGUUGCGCCGGUGGUAAACGCAAUGUCCCCAAUGUACAGUGCCAAUUCUGGCAGUCCUGUUGGGGGAGGUCCGCCUCUAGCCAGCGUAAACAACGCCAAUCUGCCACCGGCCAUUCCAGCUAGAAUGCAUGAAUCAAGCGGAAUGGCACAUACGAUCGAAUCGGUUCAGUCUCCUCCGCCCCUGCCGCCGAGUCUGGACCUCUCAGUCGAAAGCAGCUCGGUGACCGUGCUCAGCAAUGCAGCUCCCGUUUUGUAGUGUGGAGUAAUUGAGCGUAGAACAAAUCUUCCGAAUUUCCGAAUCCCGAGGUGCUGGUAAACUACCAAAAAUAGCCACUAGCAAUAUCA
Sabethes cyaneus is the source of this 5728-nucleotide messenger RNA. It is a transcript of the gene PDZ-GEF, whose product is annotated as rap guanine nucleotide exchange factor 2. The transcript has 7 exons. Gene Ontology annotation, cellular component: apical plasma membrane; plasma membrane. NCBI's taxonomy places the organism in Eukaryota, Metazoa, Arthropoda, Insecta, Diptera, Culicidae. Gene Ontology annotation, molecular function: guanyl-nucleotide exchange factor activity; protein binding. Gene Ontology annotation, biological process: Ras protein signal transduction; positive regulation of GTPase activity. The record is from RefSeq and is a predicted model, not a curated record. Bases 1125 to 5639 code for a protein of 1504 amino acids.